Messenger RNA from Microthlaspi erraticum, 1875 nucleotides. NCBI's taxonomy places the organism in Eukaryota, Viridiplantae, Streptophyta, Magnoliopsida, Brassicales, Brassicaceae. The record is from the annotation of a GenBank genome assembly.
AUGACUGAUCUUCUAGAGAAAACAACAGUAGAUCUUCUAAGUGCACUGUUGAACUCAGGUGAAACAACAGAAGAAUUCAGGCUCACACUUCUUGAUUCGUUGUUUGUUGAUGCACAGUGUUUCAUCUCAAACCAUGUUAGUAAGAAACAGAUCCAUGAUUCUCAGGCAAAAACAACAUUGGUGGAUAUCUUGUCUUUAUCUGUUGAAUCUGCGACAAGUGCAAGAGUCUUGCUCCUGGCCCGAGUUGUAUUGUUUCAGUCUGUCAUGAGGUAUUCUUCUGAGCUUGAAGAAGAUGCAAAGUUAGCAGUCACCACAAAGCUGCAAUGGCUUCUCGACGUAUUAAUAGACGCAGAGGUUUACUCUUCAGUCCUUUCCUCUCAGCUUCCAGUGGCAGAUGGUUCUGGGAAGACAAUAAUCUGGGAAUCGAUGUUUUCAGUUCUGAUUCUAUCUCUCAAGACCCUUAUGAUUAAUCUGUCGUCAUCUCCUGCCUGGGAAGAGCUUGAAACAUUCUUACUCCAGAAUCUCUUGCAUCCGCAUUUCUUAUGUUGGCAGAUAAUUAUGGAACUUUGGUGCUUCUGGGUGCGUCAUGCCACUGAAGAUUUGGUGGCUGAUAUGAUUGACAAACUUUGUACAUUCAUCAUGUCAAUGUCAUCAUCAGAAACGCCGCUUUGUCCUGAUUCUGUUCUCAGAAGAACUACGAAGUCCAUCUGCUUUCUUCUUACUCACAGCCACAAAUCUUUAACAGCUCGAGUCUACAAAAACAUUUCCACAGAGAGCAGAUCUGAAUCUGCACCAGAUGCAUAUCUAGCCUUGCUGUUAGAGGGCUUUCCACUGAAUUUUCUUACAGACAGAAUCAAAAACGACGCAAAGAAACAGAUCGUUGCAGAUUUCUUCCACUUCAUUGAGAAUUUCAAUGAGAAACCAUCAAAUUCAUCCAGAUACACUGUGUUAGGAGCUCCUGUUUUUGCACUCUCUGCUUGCCUUCGGAUACUAGACAUGAGCAUAUCAGAGAUUGACUCCAAAACUCUGAAGUUUGUCGUCGAUCUCAUUCACAAGUACAAGAACUCCAAAGAUGAAGCGACAAGGGAUCGUUACAGAGAGAUUCUCAGCGAAACACUGUCAAUCAUCUCAAGAAGCGAGCAGCUAUACACUUGCCAAGAGAUGGAUAGUGUCAUAACAGAGCUUCAAAAGCUAUUCAUUUCAGAAACUGGUCAUCGUCAUCAUCAUCUCCAUAAAUCGAAGCCAAACCUCGCUCUCUUCUUGUCAGGACUUAUCAAAUACGAGAUGUCUGAAACCGAGACCUGUCCAAAGAGCCGCGCGGUCUGGGAACUAUACCAUUUGCUUCUCAGGGAACGCCACUGGGCUUUGGUACACCACGCGGUUACUGCGUUUGGGUAUUUCUGUGCACGUACGAGCUGUUCUCAGCUGUGGAGAUUCGUACCUGAAGAUGCGGCUCUGGCCUUCGAUAGAGCUUCAGGAAAAGAAGCGAAAACAGAGCGGUUCAUGUCGGAACUAAAGAUGUUCUUGGAGAAAGAAGGAGCGCUUCUCUCGCUUACACCUUCACAAGAGGAACUCGAGUUACUUGCGGAAGAAGGCACGGAGGUUAAUGCAACAGUGCAGAAGUUUCUAGAAGGAAGAAACCAGCAGAGAUCGAUGGAAGCAGAGAAACGACCGAACAAGAGAAGGAAACUUCCAGAAGGUAUUUGCAGAGGAGUGGAGCUGUUGCAGAACGGAAUGAAGAGGAUCAACGAGGGUUUAAGCGAGUUGAGAUCAGAUGAAAACGAGAGUGAAGAUUUUCAGAAGAGUCUACAGAAUCAGUUUUCGUGUCUUGAAGAUUUGGUGUCUCAUUUGGUAAGCCUCGCUGCUUCGGACUAA